AUGAACAUUGAUCAACAGACUCCAGAAUCAAUCCAUCCAAAUGCUCCGGCUCCCCAGUACAGUUCGGCCCUUCAGUCUAAUCUAAAUCCUCUACUCCGAAUCACUAUUGCGCCUGCUGAACAGACUUCUACUGCAACAGACGAGAUGAACAUUGAUGAACAGACGCCAGCACUAGCACCCAUUCAGCAAAAUAUUCCAAUGGUUAACCUAGCAGACUUCCCCUGUUCAACAGGCUCCGCAACCACAGGUCAAGUGGAUAUUGAGGAGCAAGGCAUUAGGACACAUAUUCUGCCACAGGUUUCAGGGACUAUUCAACCCAGCUUCGUUCCACAGUUGAAUCCUGUCUCUCAAUACCCUCCUCCACCGCAGGCACCCGUUGACCAGACGAACAUUCAUCAACAGGCCUUGGUACCAGUUCAGUCACAUGGCCCAGUGACCCCUCAGGACAGCUCGGUUUCUCGACCAAUAUCCUUUUACAGCCUGCUCCUGCCAAACAGACUACUGCUAAUCCGACUACGCCAACUACUGAAUCCGCUACGGGUUCCGCUAGUUCCCCCCCCCCCUCCAUCCAACUCCGAAGUGUCUAGAAAUCGUCACAUCAUUAAAGCCAAAGGACAGUUGAAAAAGCGCGGUGUGCUACAACAAUCCCAAGCCGAGUUUACCACAUUGGCAGACAAGAAGAGGACGGAGCAGGUCUCCCAGGUAAAUCCGACGCAUACACCACAGGCCGACCCAGAAGCUGUAAGUAUCCGGAGUCGGAGAGCCACCUUCCAGAUGGUCGCGCCAUUACAUACGGCCGAAUUGGAUCCUGAUUUGGACGAGAAAGAAAUGCGGAAUGCUCAGCAGGAAGCGCAGGAAUCAUCACAUAUCUAG
Talaromyces stipitatus ATCC 10500 is the source of this 873-nucleotide messenger RNA. RefSeq lists its product as uncharacterized. The record is from RefSeq and is a predicted model, not a curated record. Lineage: Eukaryota; Fungi; Ascomycota; Eurotiomycetes; Eurotiales; Trichocomaceae. The transcript has 2 exons. Bases 1 to 873 code for a protein of 290 amino acids.